UAUACCACACUCCACUCUGCGCCCACAACACUAUAAAUUCCAGCUUUUAGUCAGUUUCACGGGCCAUUUCUAACAUUCACUAUACAUUGUUUCUGACACCACCCCCCACACCCACAAUGUCAUCCAAAAAUCACACAUCUCCAUUGUUGGUGACGAUCAGUAUUGUCGCCAGGAUAUUACUUUUUUUAAUUCUAUUAGGGACCCACCACCAUAAUUGGGCUGUUGCUCGCAGCAACAGCCCAAUAAAGACGGUGGUGGUUCUCGUAAUGGAGAACAGGUCAUUCGACCACAUGUUAGGUUGGAUGAAGAAACUCAACCCGGAAAUCAAUGGCGUGGACGGUUCGGAAUCCAACCCUGUUUCGACGUCCGACCCGAAGUCCCGUCGGGUUUAUUUCGGGGAUAAGUCUCAUUAUGUUGAUCCUGAUCCAGGACAUUCAUUUCAAGCAAUAAGGGAGCAGAUAUUUGGGUCUAAUGAUAGUUCGAAAAAACCAGCACCAAUGAAUGGAUUUGCUCAACAAGCUCUUUCAAUGGAUUCUAAUAUGCCUGAUCAGGUCAUGAAUGGGUUCCAACCUGAUAUGGUAGCAGUAUACAAAACCCUGGUAUCAGAAUUUGCGGUGUUCGACCGGUGGUUCGCGUCGGUGCCAGCAUCGACUCAACCUAAUCGUCUCUACGUUCACUCCGCCACAUCUCACGGCGCCACCUCAAAUAUAGCGUCGUUGUUAGCUAAAGGCUACCCGCAGAGAACGAUCUUCGAGAACCUUGACGAUGCCGGAAUAAAUUUUGGAAUUUAUUAUCAGAAUAUUCCGGCCACUCUAUUUUACUUGAAUUUAAGAAAGCUCAAGUAUGUUGGAAAGUUCCAUCCUUAUGAUAUCACUUUCAAAAAUCAUGCCAAAUCAGGAAAGUUACCAGGAUAUGUUGUGGUGGAGCAGCGAUACAUGGACUCAAAGUUACAACCGGCUAACGAUGAUCACCCAUCACACGAUGUAUAUCAAGGCCAGAUGUUUGUAAAGGAGGUGUACGAAACUCUAAGGGCAAGCCCACAGUGGAACCAAACACUACUAGUUAUUACCUAUGAUGAACAUGGUGGGUUCUUUGAUCAUGUCCCUACACCUGUCAGUGGGGUCCCUAGCCCAGAUGGAAUUGUGGGAGAACCGUUCGAUUUCAAGUUUGAUAGAUUGGGUGUUAGAGUUCCUACUAUCAUGAUAUCUCCUUGGAUCCAAAAGGGCACAGUUGUUCAUGGUCCUAAUGGGUCGCCAUUUCCGACUUCGGAAUAUGAACAUUCAUCAAUUGCGGCAACGGUGAAGAAGAUCUUUAAUUUGCCAUCACCUUUUCUUACUAAAAGGGAUGCAUGGGCUGGCACUUUUGAACAUAUUCUACAAACUAGGAAGGAACCCAGAACUGAUUGCCCUGAGAAACUUCCAACUCCAACAAAGAUCAGAAAGGGAGAAGCAAAUGAAGAUGCAAACAUAAGUGAAUUCCAGCAAGAGCUAGUUCAACUCGCGGCGGUUCUAAAAGGAGAUCAUCUUCUAACAAGCUAUCCAGAAAAGAUAGGCAAGGGCAUGACUGUAAGACAAGGGAAAGCUUAUAUGGAAGAUGCCGUAAAACGCUUCUUUGAGGCUGGAUUUGCUGCCAAGAAAAUUGGUGUUGAUGUAGAACAGAUUGUGCAAAUGAGGCCUUCACUCACUACAAGAUCAUCUACUAAUUUGCAUCCUUAAAGGAAUAUUCAAAUGAAAUAUACAAAUAUACUCAGAUAUGGUAUUGUCGAAGCCAUUUAAUUAUGAUGUAAUUUAUGUGGUAAAAAGUUGCAUUA
This is a messenger RNA of Lycium ferocissimum, 1810 nucleotides long. RefSeq names its product non-specific phospholipase C2. The record is from RefSeq and is a predicted model, not a curated record. Bases 117 to 1715 code for a protein of 532 amino acids. Gene Ontology annotation, biological process: phospholipid catabolic process. NCBI's taxonomy places the organism in Eukaryota, Viridiplantae, Streptophyta, Magnoliopsida, Solanales, Solanaceae. Gene Ontology annotation, molecular function: hydrolase activity, acting on ester bonds. The transcript has 5 exons.